UGGCGGGAUUCAUGUGCAGACGAUCAGCGCAGUUAGUGUUUGGUGUCCUGUGAUGGAUGGAUGUGAUGGAUUAUGUGUGAAUCUGUUCAGCUCUAUCAAAGGAAUGCUUUGAUUUUUAUGUCGGUUGUGUCGUGCAAAUAAAAGUGGCGAAUGUGAUCAGUGUAUUAAGGCGCAAUGAUAUUGAUGUGAAGAGAAAAUAGAUGAAUCAAAUAUUUUGAAUUAUGGCUUAAAUAAUUGUAAUCGUGACAUCGAUAUAAGUAAUGAAUGAAAGUGUUCGAGGUUUUAUCGAGCCACAUUGAAUAGUUAUUAUCAUCUGUAGUUGAUGCGACUCGUUAGGCUAUUCAUUUGUGGUGAUUAUCGAUCAUUGAUUGCAAAUCCAUGAAUUUAUAAUCUCAUCAAUCCAAACAACACCGACUGGGAUAGCUUAUCUCCAAAAAAAUCUGGUCGAACUGGCACGCGAGACAGGCACGCGAGCAAAGCAAAAUGAUUGCCGACAAUAGCAGAAAAACGGUUGCUAUCCUAUGCGUGCUUCAGAUGAUAUCGGCAUCCUCCCAACAGCAGCAGCAGCAACAGCCCAAAGCUCAACCGCAGAAAGCCUGCGGUCUGUACGGACAGGUGCCGUGCACCUUUGUUCCGGCUCCACCCGGAAUCACUCCCAUGUGUGCCUCCCCGGGGAAGACAUUUUGUGAGAAGAACUCCGAAUAUCCUAUCCAAUUGAUUCAACAACUAGUUGAGCGAAUGGGCUUUCAACGGAUCCUCGUCAAUGAAGACCGCGUUGACUUUAACAUGAAUCGUGAAUGGGAAGAGGAGCACCAUCACCAUCAUUAUCACCAUUUUUAUGGCCCCUCAAUGUCUACCAGCGACAGUUACGGGCCACCUUCCAAGCCCUCAUACCAAGGUUAUGGUUAUGACCUACCCAAACAGCAGCAGCAGUUCUUCCAACAGAAUGACAACACCGUGACCUAUGACCAAAAACCACCGCCCCUGCCUGAACCGCAACCCAUCUACAUCCCAAAACCGCAGUACUCGUUUAAUUAUCUCACGUACGUGAGGCCCCCGUUGAAUCAAAACAGCCACACGCCCAGCUUGCCCAGCAGCGGUGGCUAUUACUAUCCCCAGCCAGUGACGCAAUUCAGCCCUGCCGAAUGGUUGCGACGAUUCGCACGUGAUCUCAGUGAAAAGCAGAAUCCGGCCCGUGGGUUCAGUUACCAUCGGGUGGCUGGCCCAGUUCCUGCGCCGUCCCCUUUCAAGCUGCCGCCAGAGCUGGAAGUGCAACCGUCGCCCUUCAGGUUGCUGAACGAGACCGAGUAUCAUGAGGCAGUCGGGCGAUCGCGACAGAAGCGCCAGGUCACCGAAGGACGCACGGCGCUCUGCCAGACGCGUGAGAUGUUUGUGACACCGCAGGCAGCUCUUAAUACCAAAGGCAAUUGGAUGUACGUUGUAAAUCAUGAGAAGUCGCGUCAGCUAGUAAAAGCGGAGAUAUGCACGUCAAGCGAGUGCUCCAAUCUGUGCAGCCUUCCCAAUGGAUACAACUCCCGGUGCGAGCAGAAGUUCUCCCAGAAGCGACUGCUAACGUUGGAUUCCGAUGGCCAGAGUUUAUACGUCGACACCUACUGGUUCCCGACUUGCUGCGUGUGCACCUUGGCGAUGGAAAAUUGAUUACUGUAGGAUCGAGGGACCCAUGGUACGAACACAGUCCGUAGAGCAAGCCUGGCGUUGUGACUGAGUUAUUCUGUAGUUAUUGGACUACGAAAUCCUAUUAUCGAAUGAUUUUUUUAUGAUGCUUUAUCAAUGAGCAUUAAUAGAACGAGAUUACUAUUUGAAAAUGGUAAAAAAAAUGAUAACAAAAAGCUUUGUAGAUUCAAUUUAGAAUUAGGUUUAGAGCUGAACAGCGGCAAAUGUGAUUUUUAUGAUUAGGGAUUUUAUAGUAUUCUAGUAGCAUCACAAUUUGCUUGGCAUUAGCUGCCCUAAAAUCGUAUAUUUCAUUUACAGUUUCCGUUUUUAGGGGUUUCAAAUUGAAACUAGGUCGGUUGCAGUUUUUCGCGUUUGAAUCUAAUUCGCUCUUCAUCCUUGACCGGGAUUACUUAUCUACUUUCAAGAUCAAAUGAGAAAAUCAACACAAAAACACGUAAAAGUACAUUAAAGUGAGUUUCAUGAAUAAACCGAAAAAAGGGAAACUGGCAGAUACUUCCGGCAGAUUAUUGCGCUCCAAACCAUCUUGGAAAGUCAUUUCCGUUUAACUUAGCUUCAACCUCUUGUAUCUUUAUUUCUCGCAUAGAUAGGACACAGGACAACGAUGUAGAAUUAUCAAGUUAAUACCGCUAAAACCCCUGCCGGAUUUAUCUGUUAUUAACCUUUAAAUAAAAAAGUGAUUGAAUGGAUGUAAUGCAAUUAAUUUAUGACAAUUAUAAUUCUAAGGCUGUAAUUUAUCACUGCGUAAUUAAUAUAUUGACAUUAAAACAUGAGUUACCAUUUUCGAAGAUAUUGGUUAAUAAAUACUUAAAUAAUAUCUAA
This is a messenger RNA of Armigeres subalbatus, 2514 nucleotides long. RefSeq names its product protein spaetzle 5 (gene spz5). Gene Ontology annotation, cellular component: extracellular region. NCBI's taxonomy places the organism in Eukaryota, Metazoa, Arthropoda, Insecta, Diptera, Culicidae. Gene Ontology annotation, biological process: central nervous system formation; innate immune response. The transcript is spliced from 6 exons. The record is from RefSeq and is a predicted model, not a curated record. Gene Ontology annotation, molecular function: Toll binding; growth factor activity. Bases 484 to 1659 code for a protein of 391 amino acids.